Messenger RNA from Microsporum canis CBS 113480, 1350 nucleotides. Its product is annotated as HypA. The coding region runs from base 1 to 1350 and encodes 449 amino acids. Gene Ontology annotation, molecular function: oxidoreductase activity. The record is from RefSeq and is a predicted model, not a curated record. The transcript has 5 exons. Lineage: Eukaryota; Fungi; Ascomycota; Eurotiomycetes; Onygenales; Arthrodermataceae.
AUGGCUUCCCCAAGACUCAUAAAACUGUCUGUUACAGACACGCCCGUCUUUAGCUUCAACCUGAAGGCUGAAACUGCGGAGAAAUCAAGUGCUGUAUUACAGAAAGACGAGGAGGAGCAUAACAUGUACUUUAACGACCAGGGUUUCCAUACUUCCCUCAUUCGGAAACUAUUGACAACUACCCUAGAUCACAUCGAUCAUCAUGUAUUGUCCAUCUACGCUCUCGGGGCGUCGCCCGAAGACGUAGAGCGGGCUUAUGUCAGGAAUUCGAGCUAUCAACGGCCUGCCCUUCCGGUAGACGAGGAUAUCAUCAAACGCCUAAGCAACCGAGAUGAAUUCCGAAAACUGGCGGGCCAGAGGGAGCACUACUCAAACUUCCUGCAAUUCUUUAAACGAGAGCUUGAGGCUAAAGGGGCCGACUCUGUCGUGCACGAGUAUGUCUUUGCGGGAGGAGAAUUUGCUGACGAAAUGCUGGCACGACUUUUUGCAGGACUAAUGCAUCCAAUAAUCCAUCUGGGCUUCGGAAUUGAGUUUAACCAACCUUCGAUCAUUGCACAGGCGCUCGCACAAAUUGCUACCCACGAUAAGCGGCUUGAAACAUUCUUCCAGGCCGCUGAGCGUAUGGCAAAGGACGCUGGAAAUCCUGGAGAAAAGACAUUGGUUCAACUCCAAGACGAGCUGCGAAAUGACCCAGACAUCAAACGCUCUGUCAUGUGGGCUGACGCAAAUAAAAUUUUUGACGGCGUGAUGCACCGAUGCCCGGAGAAAAUGAUCAAAUAUGCGAGCCAGUUCAGCGCUAACGCUGACCAUCUGGAGGAAAAGCUUGCCGAACUCAUUAACUCAACCGGUAUGGCGGACUUGUACUUUACUGGCACAGCUCAAAACCCCAAGAAGGCGAUCAAGUUCGAUUUCUUUUAUAUCCACUCGCUAAAUUCCAAUAUCUUCCUCCCCACUUUUUUUGCCCAGCCCUGGAUGACAAUGGAGACUAAGAUACGUCUCCUUGAGUGGAAGGCCCGUAAUGAUCUCCUUAUUUAUGUCUCUCGUGGAUGCACGGAACCUUUCCUGGAAGACAUCACGAACUAUACCCCCAAAUUGAGUUGGGAGGAAGUGUUUAAGAAGACCGUCACACUCGAGCAGGAUGACGGACAUGCUGCCAAGUUCAUUCGGCAUAUCGCCCAUGGAGAAAAAGUUUGCAAGCCAUAUGAAGAAAAAGACGGUUUCCGCAUCAAAAGCGGCAUGUGGUUGAAGCUGGGGAACAUGCUGGUUGAUUCUGUAUGCGCACCAGGGCCCAGCUGGGUGAGAUCAGCAGGUUUUGAAGAGGCCUGGGAGGGUAUCCCUGCGCGACAGUAG